Molecule: messenger RNA, 1515 nt
Organism: Lathyrus oleraceus (garden pea)
Lineage: Eukaryota; Viridiplantae; Streptophyta; Magnoliopsida; Fabales; Fabaceae
Product: WAT1-related protein At5g40240
Exons: 7
Coding region: 136-1233 (365 amino acids)
Cellular component (GO): membrane
Molecular function (GO): transmembrane transporter activity
Source: RefSeq, a predicted model, not a curated record
AUAAUAUCCUUUUAAGAGUAAUAGCUUCAUCUUCUAUAUAUUUUUUUGUUCAAAAGAUAUUCAAAAUCAAAACCUAAUCAACAAAAACAUCUCUCAGAAACUCUGAACUUCAUCAAGGUUUAUGAAACUUGAGAGAUGGAUAGAAGGUGCUGUAAUUGUUACAAAGACUUGUUACCUUUUAUGGUUCUUGUAGGCAAUGAAUGCAUCAUUACUGGUGUAUACACUUUGUUCAAAGCAGCUACUCUUCAAGGAAUGAGUAAAUAUGUCUUUGUUGCUUAUUCUUAUACUGUUUCAACCAUUCUCCUCCUUCCUUUCUAUUUUUUCUAUACAAGGUCUGUUUUCAGAUCAAGAGUGGUUCCUAAACUCAGUUUCUCCAUCUUAUUUAAAAUUGCUCUUCUUGGAGUCGUAGGAUGUUCAGCGCAGUUCUUGGCGUAUGCUGGCAUCAGUUACAGUUCUCCAACACUUUCAUCUGCAAUUGGAAACUUGAUUCCUGCUUUCACCUUCAUCUUAGCUGUCAUUUGCAGGAUGGAAAAGAUAGCUAUAAAAAGUAGAACAACACAAGCUAAGGUUUGGGGAAGCAUUAUAUCAAUAUCAGGUGCAUUUAUAGUGACUUUCUACAAAGGAAAAUCAAUCACCAUUACUCAUAAUUCAUCUUUCUUUCACCUUCAACAACCAAAUCACAUUCUCACUUCAGUUGAUACAAAUUGGGCCAUCGGUGGCCUUCUGUUGACGGUAUCCAAUAUACUACUAACAAUAUGGUUCGUCGCUCAGGUGGAAAUCAUGAAGGAGAUCGAAGAUGAACUAACUUUGGUGUUGGUUCACAACUUAUUUGCAACUAUCUUAGCUUUAAGUGUAGGUUUAUUAGCAGAGACCAAUAAGAGUCUUUGGAAAAUAAGACUAGACAUAUCACUCAUCUCUAUUAUCUGCACUGGAAUAUUUGGGAAAUUCUUGAGUAGUGCAGUAUAUGCUUGGGCAAUACACUUAAAGGGUCCUGUAUAUGCAACAAUGUUCAAGCCACUUUCAAUUGUAAUUGCUGUUGCCAUGGGAAUUGUGUUCCUUGGUGAUACUCUUCAUAUUGGAAGUAUAAUUGGCGCCACAGUAAUAUCAAUUGGAUUUUAUGCUGUAAUGUGGGGCAAAGCAACUGAAGAAAAGGAGGAUGGUUUUGGUAGCAAGGAAUCACCAACUAUUGAUAGUCUUCCUCUUUUGCAAAGUUAUAAAACUGAAAAAUUAUAAAAAGAAAAUAGACUAAGUACAUAUUGUUAGUAUUUGAAUAGUUGAUAGUUGAUAUAAAAAAGUUUUAGAAAAUUAUUUAGAAAGAAGGCUGUGACAUUGAUUUCUUGGGUGAUGGUUUACAAAGUAUCAAUUGUCUAUUUAUAGGCUCAUGUCACCAACCUCUUAAUGGUGGUGAAUGUUUUUACAUUAUUUUAGUUCUUUCUAGAUGUUUCAUGAUAGUUUUAGGUUCUUCUAUCAUUUUCAUACACUUAUAAUUCUACGUUCUUCUACCUUUUUCAUACA